AUGCCAGAGAUCCGGAAGGCAGGCACCCGGCCACAGUCGCUGAGGAGCCUCUGCAACAGCACAACUGCGCAAACGUUCCCGGGGGGAGCAAGCCGGCACCUGGCCAUUGCUUGGCGACAUCGUCCCCCAGAGGGUCAGAGUGGGCCCGAGCCACAAGGCUCUCAGAGGUUUCUCGUUGGCAAUCAGCCCACCGGCUUGUGCUCCCAGGGCUGCCAGGCCAUUGUGGACACAGGGACCUACGUGCUGGCUGUGCCCCAGCAGUACAUGAACUCCUUCCUGCAGGCAACAGGAGCCGAGGUGUCUCAGUACGGUGAUUUUGUGGUCAACUGCAACUCCAUACAGAGCAUGCCCACCAUCACCUUCGUCAUCAGCGGGUCUCCUUUACCUCUGCCUCCCUCUGCCUAUGUCCUCAACAACAAUGGCUACUGUACCCUUGGGAUUGAGGCCACCUACCUGCCCUCCCCCAGUGGGCAGCCCCUGUGGACUCUGGGAGAUGUCUUCCUCAAGGAAUAUUACACUAUCUAUGACAUGGGCAACAAUAGAAUGGGCUUUGCCCUCUCUGUCUAG
This is a messenger RNA of Puma concolor (puma), 567 nucleotides long. The record is from RefSeq and is a predicted model, not a curated record. Lineage: Eukaryota; Metazoa; Chordata; Mammalia; Carnivora; Felidae.